GUGACAAAUGAUGAAGCCUAUUCUAUAAGUAUAUUUGUUACACUAAAUGAUUUUUAACCCUCAGCUCUAUUUCAUCUUAAAGGUUUGAAACUUCGAAGCUAGUGAAAUGUCCUUAAAACAAAUGUGACCGUCGUAAUCAUGAGCUACGACAAGGAAGCCGCCGGGGAGGUCAACAAAGCUUUGACAACAAUCUCUGCAAGCUUCUCGUUAUUAGGAACAUUUUUGAUAAUUGCAACAUUUUUAGCGUGGAAGGACUUUAGAUCAAAUUCCAGGCGAAUAUUGGUGUACAUUUCCAUCGCUGAUUUCCUCAUAGCGGGAGGAAACUUACUCGGAGUAUGGCUGGUAGACGAGAAUAACAACGCGUGUAAGGCUCAGAGUUUUAUUUCAACAUGUGCCUCGCUUUGGUCGUUUUUUUGGACGGUUUUUCUUGGCAUAUAUAUGUACACUGCUGUGGCGAGACAACGGGGUAACAAAGCCGAUGAAAUGAUGAAAUUUUUCCACAUCAUUGGAUGGGGUCUCCCUCUGGUUAUUGUAAGUGUUGCGCUUGGACUUGGAAAGUUGGGCCAAGAUCAUGUAGAUAGUGCUGGCUGGUGCUGGAUUGACGGGCGUUUGAAGAAAGGAGAGAAAGAAAUAUGGAUGUUAUUCACAGGAAAAGCCUGGGAAAUAACUGCUUAUUUUCUUUGCUCAAUAUUUUACCUGAUGUUAAAGUGUCGAAUUCGCAAGGAGAUAUAUAAUGAGAAAGCGCAGUUUUCAUCUCCUCAGUCAAAGGAAGCUGCCAUAAAAGCCGAAAAAAGAUUGAUGCUAGUUCCAGUCACGUUCAUUUUAAUUCGCAUUUGGGGAACACUUCGCUUCAUCCUUUACACUUUCGCUGGUGUUCACAGUUUGAAUACAACUUACGGAACAGUAUUUCUUUAUCUACAGGGAAUUGGUGACAGUAGCCAAGGCUUUGCAAACUUCUUACUGUUUUGCUUCUUCACUGAAAAAUUCCAAAGUUGUCUAAAUUAUAGCGUUCAGAAACUUUCGCUGAAUUGCAAGAGAUCAUUCACCCCUUCAUCGAUGGUGGAACUCGAAAUAUCUAGCCAAAAAACACGUAGUAUCCAGUCAACAGAUGAGAGGUCAUAUCUACUGCCUAAACCAGACAUCGAAAGAGGUCCUUAAUUGUGUUUGCAUUACAUUUUGGUUCUCACGUUAUCACAUCAUCAGAACUUGGAGUGUAGGAAUUAAUGUACGAGGGGAAAAAAGGAAGAUAAACUAAACGUUGAAACUCAAACGAAGGCAAAGCGUUAGCUUUACGUACUUAUAAGAUACACUUUUGCCGGUACUCUUCCAAAAGUA
Molecule: messenger RNA, 1335 nt
Organism: Pocillopora verrucosa
Lineage: Eukaryota; Metazoa; Cnidaria; Anthozoa; Scleractinia; Pocilloporidae
Product: G-protein coupled receptor 157
Biological process (GO): adenylate cyclase-activating G protein-coupled receptor signaling pathway; cell surface receptor signaling pathway
Cellular component (GO): plasma membrane
Molecular function (GO): G protein-coupled receptor activity
Source: RefSeq, a predicted model, not a curated record